Molecule: messenger RNA, 960 nt
Organism: Phanerochaete carnosa HHB-10118-sp
Lineage: Eukaryota; Fungi; Basidiomycota; Agaricomycetes; Polyporales; Phanerochaetaceae
Exons: 3
Coding region: 1-960 (319 amino acids)
Source: RefSeq, a predicted model, not a curated record
AUGGGAUCUGAGUUCGCACGUGAAUUUGACGACGAGAUCAACAAGGUGAACGAGGUGAACGCGAGUAACGAGCAAGCAGCAGCGUACCUCGCCGGUGUCAACGAGGAAAUCGAUCACGCCGCCCGUCAUCCUCGCUCUUGUCGGUCCCCCGACAUCUGGGACGUUUACGACCUCAGCCCUCCCUCCUCAAGUCGCUCCACCUAUUCCUACCGUCCUCCAUCGCCAACCCUCAGCUGGGAGGUCGAGCGUGCGCUCUCUUGCGAGGGUGAUGCAUACAGGCAAGCGGCGGCUGAGCAUGACGUCGCUGAGGCGACAAUUUAUCAAGCUGGAAUCGACGAGAGUGUUGAGAACGCGGUGCUGACGUGGGAUCCGUCGCAGAUGGAUAAGAAAAUGCAAGUUGACUACGUCGCGCUAGCAUCAGCAGCCGUCUUAACUAAUAUCACCCUUUCAGUGUCCAUGAUGGAGACCACCUCUCGCAUCCAGCGUUGGCAGCAUCACGUCGCUUCUGUGGGCCAUUUGCCCAGGUUUGAGCUGCCUUGGGGGGGUUAUUACGAGGAACCAGAGAGCUUGCCCGAGAACCCUCCAAUGGGAUCCCAGUUUGCGCAGGACUUUAAUCAGGAGAUCGAGCACGCGAACGAAUGCGACCAGGAGAUCGAACACACGAACGACAACAAUCAUCCGGCGGCGUCGUUGUACCUCGCCGAGCUCGAAGAAGAAGUGCAGGGCGCUGACAACCGGUGGCUUCUUCCCUCUCCAGAGAUACUGACAAUCAGCCUCACCCCUUCGCCCACCUACUACUGCUCCCCCACUCCGUCACCGUCUAUUAGCUGGAAGGCUGAGCGAGCGCUGUCUAACGAGGCUGCAGCAAGGCCAGACAUCGCCGAAGCAACGGCAUAUCAAGCUGCGCUCGACGAGAGUGUGGACGCAGUGGAGACAGAGCACAUGGAAUGCGAGGAGUGA